ACGCAUUUGCUGGAAGGAACAACAAAAGUGAUCCAGGGAAUUACAUUUCUAUUUUUAUAUAUAAUUUAAGCUCAGUCGUUGGUUAAUUGCAAAAAAAAUGGCCGAUGAUGAAGAUGAUUACAUGUCUGACGCCUUCCUGAACCAAAUCCCAGAUGUUCGUCCUGGCGUCCCGAUGGUGAAGCGUGUGAAGGAAGCCAUGAAAAAGGAGGCUCUACAGAAAGAGAAAAACACACAGAACCGCCAGAAGACCUAUAAAGAGCAGGAGCGAGAGAGUCGAGAUGCUGCGCUGCAAAGCUCCAUAAGCAGCCAAAAUAAAGGCUUUGCGUUACUGCAGAAGAUGGGAUAUAAAGCAGGACAAGGCCUGGGAAAAGAGGGUGCUGGACGGGUCGAGCCGGUCCCUUUGAACAUCAAAACAGACAGAGGCGGCAUUGGAAUGGAAGAGCUCAAGAAGAGGAAAGCAGACGAGGAGCUUCAGAAUUACCGGAGAAAAGUGCAAAUGAAACAACAUGUGGAAAAGAAAUCAAUAGAGGAUUUCAGAGUGCGUAAGAGAACCGAAAGAGAGGAGCGUCAAAUACAGGGCGACCUGAGGAAGAGCCAGCGGGCCUGUGAGCAGCUCGACAGCCAGAAGGGCAUCACUGUUCCCAGAGACAGCUGGUACUGGCCUGAAGUAGAGAAAGAUGAAGAGGCAGAGCUUUUGGAGGAGGAAACCAACCCAGAGGGAAGUGACGACGAGGAGGAACUAACACCUUUAGACAAGCUGCAGUUUCUCACCUUGUAUCUUCGAGGAGUUCAUUUUUACUGUAUAUGGUGUGGGACGGCAUAUAAUGAUGAGGAGGAUUUGAGCUCAAACUGUCCCGGUGACACGGCAGCAGAUCAUGACGACUAGAGCGACCUGCAAUAUUCUAAAACACCUGUUUUUAUUGUUUUUGACAUUUUGGCAUAGCUGUUUAAUAUUUAUGUUUUCUUAUUCAUCCAUUAAAUGUUGCGUUGAUAUUUU
This is a messenger RNA of Labeo rohita (rohu), 997 nucleotides long. It is a transcript of the gene gpatch11, whose product is annotated as G patch domain containing 11. Gene Ontology annotation, cellular component: kinetochore. Gene Ontology annotation, molecular function: nucleic acid binding. Lineage: Eukaryota; Metazoa; Chordata; Actinopteri; Cypriniformes; Cyprinidae. The transcript has 8 exons. The coding region runs from base 98 to 886 and encodes 262 amino acids. The record is from RefSeq and is a predicted model, not a curated record.